ACAUACAAUUGUACGAGCCUCUACUCCUCGACUCCCACCACAAUGUCUUCCCUAGUCCCCUCGCUGCGGGCGAAAGUCCCUCGAAUUCUAUCACGAACAACAUGCCGUCCCAUAUCUGCCUCAGCUCGCCUCCUUCGCCAGGGUCCCGGUACAGGCGAGAACUUUCAACAAGCCAACGAUCCCCAAUCGCGGAAACUCACUCCCAAUGUAUCAAAGACCGACGAAACCCCUGUGGACUCCAUGGGUGCUUCAGAUGCGCCAUUGCAAGAAAUGGUUACUGAUGGCGAGAGGGCAAGACAAUUACAAGCACCCAACAGAGCCAAACCCUGGUCUCGGAGCCAAAUGCCCAGAGAGCUCGCAAUGACAGGACCAAGAUUUGAACAGACGAUUAUUGAAUCCCAGCCUGCUCCCUAUGCCGCGAUCGAGCUCAUCCAUAAACAACCCGUUCGAUGGGUAGACGAUAAACGGGUAGCAUGUGACGGCGGUGGCGGUCCAUUGGGACACCCAAAGAUCUAUAUCAACGUGGACAAGCCACAAAUCUGUUGGUGCACCUACUGCGGAUUGCCAUAUGCUAAAAAGGAGCACAAAAAACACCUCGAAUCGCUACCGAGCACAACUUACCCAUUAGCACCAACAGGCGAUCCUAUGGAAGUGCAGAUGCCGGCUACCCCUAGUCAAAAGGGGGAGAUCCAGGGGCAGUAUCCUCAUGUUAGAGGAGAGCAUCUGGCCGAGUCUUUGGGUGAAACGACAUUUGAGCAAAGAUGAUUUCUGACGAAUGGGUGUAUUGUACAUAUUGCGGAACUGAGGUCUCAAUAAAAGACUGGAGUUGUAUGAGGUUGUGUGGCCUUGAUACUGAUCUUUCCACGACGGGAAUUUCGCGGCCCAGCACAAUGACACAGAACUUGCGACACAAAAGUGAUCGCUACAGGUCGAUCUAUGAAGUCUGUGUUGCCUGACUCGAUCUUGGCCGUUCGAAGAUAGAGAUGAAAGAAGUCUCGUUACAAAGUCCUUGUCCUUUUCUGUUCUUACCGAGUUGAUGUGCCAG
Molecule: messenger RNA, 1045 nt
Organism: Exophiala oligosperma
Lineage: Eukaryota; Fungi; Ascomycota; Eurotiomycetes; Chaetothyriales; Herpotrichiellaceae
Exons: 3
Coding region: 43-765 (240 amino acids)
Biological process (GO): mitochondrial electron transport, NADH to ubiquinone
Source: RefSeq, a predicted model, not a curated record